This is a messenger RNA of Prionailurus viverrinus (fishing cat), 1403 nucleotides long. It is a transcript of the gene RSL24D1, whose product is annotated as ribosomal L24 domain containing 1. Gene Ontology annotation, biological process: translation; ribosomal large subunit biogenesis. Bases 55 to 546 code for a protein of 163 amino acids. The transcript is spliced from 6 exons. Gene Ontology annotation, molecular function: structural constituent of ribosome. The record is from RefSeq and is a predicted model, not a curated record. Lineage: Eukaryota; Metazoa; Chordata; Mammalia; Carnivora; Felidae. Gene Ontology annotation, cellular component: nucleolus; ribosome.
GUCACUUCCGCUCGAGUUCGGCGUUUCGUCUGUGAGAGCUCACGCGGUUUCAACAUGCGUAUUGAGAAGUGUUAUUUCUGUUCGGGGCCCAUUUACCCCGGCCACGGCAUGAUGUUUGUCCGCAACGAUUGCAAGGUGUUCAGAUUCUGUAAAUCCAAGUGUCAUAAAAACUUUAAAAAGAAGCGCAAUCCUCGCAAGGUCAGGUGGACUAAAGCAUUCCGUAAAGCAGCUGGUAAAGAGCUUACAGUGGAUAAUUCAUUUGAAUUUGAAAAACGUAGAAAUGAACCUGUUAAAUACCAGCGAGAGCUAUGGAAUAAAACUAUUGAUGCAAUGAAGAGAGUUGAAGAGAUCAAACAGAAACGCCAAGCUAAAUUUAUAAUGAACAGAUUAAAGAAAAAUAAAGAAUUACAGAAAGUUCAGGACAUCAAAGAAGUCAAGCAAAACAUUCAUCUUAUCCGGGCCCCUCUUGCCGGCAAAGGAAAGCAAUUGGAAGAAAAAAUGGUGCAGAAAUUACAACAGGAUGUGGACAUGGAAGAUAUUUCUUAAAGAUCUCACUAUUUCUAUAAGUGCAUUUGAAAAUCUCCUUAGGAGACCAGGAACUUCUAAAUGAUCUUUUAUAUUUUACAUAAGGUCACUCAAAUGAAAGGUAUUUAAAAAUACAUCUCUUCUACGUUGCUCAUUGCUGUCUGUAAAAUAUCAGAUAUUAUGGAUGUUAGAUUGCAUUGCCAUUGUUAAACCUUCACUGAUACUUACAUUUAUGUAAGUCAUGCAACUUCUCUUUGUAAAUACAGAAGUCAAGUGUAGGCACAAAAUGUUCCUGCCAUUUGGGUAAUGGCACUAUGCAGUAUUUAUGGAAGAACUAAUGACAAAAAUAUAUUUUACAUAUCCCUAGCCAUAAAUUUUCUUUGCAGUAAAAUAUUAAUUUUACUUUAUUAUUAUACAAGGGGGCUUAAAACAAGGAACUAAAAUAACCUGUAUGUAUGAUAAUUAGCCUUAAGUAAUCUUUUAUUUUGAUUUCAGUAUUUGCUUUGGUUUCUUAGAAGAGUAUAUGAAGCCUAAUUAUGUUGGAGGUGAGAGCUGAGUAGCUUUUUCCUGAAAUGGUACUCUAUACUUUCAUUUUGGAGAACACUCAAUUCUGAGAUUCCUGAUAGAGCCAGAUUUUUUUUUUCCAGUUUAGCAGUGGUUUAAAAGUGGAAGAAUCCCAGUGCCUUUUAGGAUGUUGUGUGGUUCCAUUUAAAAAGCUCCUAAUUGUUUUUGGAUAAUAGAAUUUACGGUUUAUUAUUUGGACCUAAGUUCAUAUUUUUUGUUUAAAAGCUACUAAAAAACUAUUCGUUAGCAGGAAGAAAAUAACUCCCACAUACUACUGAAGUAGGAAAUACAAUUAAAGAAAAAUAUAUACUGAA